Molecule: messenger RNA, 2955 nt
Organism: Erythranthe guttata (spotted monkey flower)
Lineage: Eukaryota; Viridiplantae; Streptophyta; Magnoliopsida; Lamiales; Phrymaceae
Gene: SAUL1
Product: senescence-associated E3 ubiquitin ligase 1
Biological process (GO): protein ubiquitination
Molecular function (GO): protein binding; ubiquitin-protein transferase activity
Source: RefSeq, a predicted model, not a curated record
UAUAAUAUAUAAUUAUUAAUUAGGAUUAACAAACCGCCAGGCUGGCGGUUGUAUACAGUAAGUAAGAUCCCACGACCAAGAAAUUUCUUCACGUUGUCCCCAACACUACAACUGCUGCGUACAAUCUACUGUUCAACAACGAAGACUAUUCUGCUCUCAGUCAACGCUUCCAUUUUCAAGAUUUUCUUUUUUUAAUUUUUUUUUCUUUUAACUAAAUAAAUGUUGUUUGUUGUUUUCCUUUUGUCUUUGAUUUCCAAAGCUGUAACACCUGGCCACCUCUUCCUUCCUCAUCUUUUUCCCCCAAGAAUCCAUGAUUCAAGAUUCAUGGUCGGUAAUCGGAAUACAAACACAUACUUAACCGCUUUUUCUCUGCUUUAUUGUGUUUCUUGAUCACAAUUUGAUUUCGAAAUUGAGUUUAAUUCCCCCCAGCAAAAGCAUCUGCAAGAUUCUUCUUUUAAGAUUUAAUGGCGGAGAGCUGGGAUGGAAGCAGUAGUAACAAUGACUCAGCUUCUCAAUCCGAAGAGAGCCACCAUUUCGAAAGGCUCCGUAUCGAGCCAAUCUAUGAUUCCUUCCUAUGCCCGUUAUCCAAACAAGUGAUGCACGAUCCCGUUACUUUAGAAAACGGGCAAACGUUCGAGCGAGCAGCCAUCGAGAAAUGGCUCAACGAGUGCAGAGAAGCCGGAAAAAGACCGACUUGCCCCCUGACACUUCGAGAGCUACGAAGCACGGAACUGAACCCAAGCAUCGCCUUGCGCCACACCAUCGAAGAGUGGAAUGCGAGAAACGAAGCGGCAAAGCUCGACAUGGCUCGGAGAUGCCUGUCGUUGAACAUACCGGAAAACGAUAUUCUUCAGGCACUGAAAUUCGUGCAGCACCUCUGCCUCAACAAUCCCGUUAACAAGCAAGUGAUACGGAAUGCCGAUUUGAUACCGAUGAUUGUUGAUGUGUUGAAGAGCAGUAGCCGUAGGGUUAGGUGCACUUCUCUCGAAACCCUUCGGAUUGUGGUCGAGGAAGAUUCCGAUAAUAAGGAAAUAAUGGCUGAAGGGGUGACUGUGAGAACGAUAGUAAAAUUCUUGUCACACGAGCAGUCGAAAGAGAGAGAAGAAGCUGUUUCGUUGCUUUACGAGCUUUCCAAAUCCGAAAGGCUGUGUGAAAAGAUUGGUUCGGUUAACGGGGCGAUUCUCAUUUUAGUGGGAAUGGCUAGCAGCAACUCGGAGAAUCUUAUUACAGUCGAAAAGGCCGAUAAAACCCUCGAUAAUCUUGCACAGUGUGAGAACAACGUAAGACAAAUGGCUGAAAGUGGAAGAUUGCAGCCUCUUCUCACACUUCUUCUAGAAGGAUCUCAAGAAACUAAAUUAUCGAUGGCAACAUACCUCGGCGAACUUGUCCUAAACAACGAUGCAAGAGUCUACGUGGCAAGAACAGUCGGUUUCUCACUCGUAAACCUCAUGAAGCACAACAACAUGCAGUCAAGAGAGGCCGCUCUCAAAGCACUAAACCAAAUUUCAUCGUAUGAAGAAAGUGCGAAAAUCUUGAUCGAGGCUGGAAUUCUCCCCCCGCUAGUCAAAGACCUCUUCACGGUCGGAUCGAAUCAACUCCCCAUGCGCCUCAAAGAAGUCUCCGCCACCAUCCUCGCCAAUGUAGUCAACUCCGGCCACGAUUUCGACUCCAUUCCGGUGGGGCCCGGUCGGCAAACCCUAGCCUCAGAGGAAACAAUCCACAAUCUCCUCCACCUCAUCAGCAACACGGGUCCCACAAUCGAGUGUAAGCUUAUCCAAAUCCUCGUCGGGCUGACCAAUCCUCCGGCGACAUCUGUCUCGAGCGUCGUGUACGCUAUCAAAAGCUCCGGUGCCACCAACAGUUUGGUUCAGUUCAUCGAGGCGCCCCAGAGAGAUUUAUGUGUGGCUUCUUUGAAGCUACUUCAGAAUCUGUCACCUCACAUGGGCAAUGAGCUUGCCAGCUCACUGCGGGGCCCAUCUGGCCAGCUCAGCAGCUUAAUCGCAUUGGUGUCGGAAAGCGCUGUAAUAACAGAGGAGCAGGCGGCAGCUGUUUGUCUGCUAGCCGACCUCCCCGAACAAGACAAGGGUUUGACGAGACAGAUGCUGAACGAAGGGGCGUUUCAGUCAUUUAUUUCGAGAAUUGUUAGUAUACGACAAGGCGAAACGAGAGGGAACCGUUUUAUGACACCCUAUCUAGAAGGGCUCGUUAAGGUUCUUUCAAGAAUCACUUUUGCCUUGUCUGAACAGUCUGCUUUUCAAGUUUGCCGUGAGAAUAACCUAGCUUCGCUUUUUAUCGAACUUCUGCAAACCAACGGAUUGGAUAACGUACAGAUGGCAUCCGCCACAGCUUUAGAGAACCUGUCACAAGAAACGAAAAAUUUAACAAAAUUACCAGAAUACCCUCCACCUCGUUUUUGUGCCUCGAUAUUCCCCUGCUUGAGCAAGCCAGCUGUCAUAACGGGAUUGUGCCGCGUGCAUCGAGGGGCUUGUUCCUUGAAGGAAACAUUUUGUCUGCUGGAAGGGCAGGCGGUGGAUAAACUGGUGGCACUUUUGGACCACAAAAACGAGAAGGUGGUGGAGGCUUCGCUGGCGGCAUUGGCCACUUUGUUGGAUGACGGUGUUGUAAUAGAAGAGGGUGUGCAGGUACUUAUAGAUGCUGAGGCAGUGAAACCGAUACUCGAUGUUUUGCUCGAGAAACGAACGGAGAAUCUUACAAGAAGGGCUGUUUGGACAGUUGAGAGAUUGUUGAGGAGUGAGGAGAUUGCUUACGUUGUUGCGGAUGAUCCUAAUGUAAGUACAGCGUUGGUUGAUUCUUUCCAGCAUGGCGAUUAUCGAACGAAGCAGAUUGCCGAGCGUGCGUUGAUGCAUGUUGAUAAGAUUCCCAACUUUUCGAGUAUCUUUUCAAACACGACAUAAUCUUUUUUUUUUCUUUCUUAAAUUGAUUUUUUUAUACUAG